CAGCCCCAGUCACAGCCAAAGCCCCAGUCCCAGCUGCAGCCCCAGUCAGAGCUCCCCCAGUCACAGCCACAGCCCCAGUCCCAGUCAGUGCCCGAGCCCCAGCCACAGCCCCAGUCCCAGCCACAG
Messenger RNA from Carcharodon carcharias (great white shark), 126 nucleotides. Its product is annotated as pleckstrin homology-like domain family A member 1. Lineage: Eukaryota; Metazoa; Chordata; Chondrichthyes; Lamniformes; Lamnidae. The transcript has 2 exons. The annotation marks the transcript as partial. The record is from RefSeq and is a predicted model, not a curated record.